AUGGAAAUUGUCGAAGAAAUUAAGGACUCCACCGUUAACGAAACGGAUUUGAUUUUUUACUACAGAAAUCUUUGCCCCAUAAAUGACCUAUGCAACUGGCUAAACUACAAAAAUGACAUUAAGGGCAAAUACACCAAGCUUAACGACCCCCAUUUUUUUGCCAAGAGGGAAUUCUCCUUUACUUGUAAGAAGAAUGAUCAAGGGAAAGAUGAAAUCUACCUCAGGUGGCUGUCCUUUAACAAUUCGGAAGAAUUCAAGGAAAAACUACUAUCCAACCUUGUGCCGAUCAAAUUUGAUAUCGGCGCAGUAUACAACUACCCAGUUUAUCAGAAGGAUCAAAAGGGGGAUAUAUUUCACCCCGUUCAAAAGGAACUUAUUUUCGAUAUCGAUAUGAACGAUUAUGACGACAUCAGAACUUGCUGUAACGACAAGAAAGUGUGCAAAUUAUGCUGGAAAUUCUUAACCAUAGCAAUUGUACUUCUCGACACAGCACUGCGCGAAGAUUUUGCACUUCAAAACAUUUUGUGGGUCUACUCAGGAAGAAGAGGAAUACAUUGCUGGGUUUGUGACGAGUCUUGUCGCUACUACACUACUGACGCCAGAGCUGCCCUCGCAGAUUAUUUGAACAUCCUAUCUGGUCCGGAUACUAAGAAGAAGAAAGUUUCCAUAUGGGGCAAGGAAAAAUAUCCCAUGAUUGAGAGGGCCUUUGAAAUCUGCUAUAAGUAUUUCGAUAUCCUGAUGGAGGAGCAAGACUUCUUCAAGAAGGGGUCUCCGCACGUGAACAAAAUAAUGGAUUAUCUACCCUACGUCACGGCCAAGAACGUGGACCCGGUGAAAAGCGCCAGACUUAGCGAAUUCAAGCAGUUUAUCGAUAGGAACAACUUCAACUCGAAGGACCUCUUCGAAAAAUUGAGUUCAAUAUAUAGCUUUCCAACGCCAAGUAAUUACUUUAAGAAGAAAGAUGCAAAUAGGAAUGUAACUGUUCCUCCAUUCAUCAAGGAACUGGUUUUUCAUUUCACCUACCCAAGACUUGAUAUUAACGUUAGCAAAGAAAUAAAUCACUUGCUCAAAAGCCCCUUUUGCAUUCACAAUGGCACAGGAAGAGUGUGCGUUCCACUGAAUAUAAAAAAUAUAGAUAACUUCAAUCCCCAGUUCGUACCCACACUAAAAUUACUGAGGGAACAAUUUGACGACCCACAGAAUGCCCACGUUGAUCCUGAAUAUAGAACAUCUCUGAAGCAAUAUGUCGAUUACUUUCGUCAGAAUUUUUUGGAGAACAUAUUGUUAUCAUGCGCGGACAAAAGGAAAAGAAUAAGUGAAGGCCCCAAAUAUAUCGACUAUAGCAACCUAUGA
This is a messenger RNA of Plasmodium knowlesi strain H, 1353 nucleotides long. RefSeq names its product DNA primase small subunit, putative. Gene Ontology annotation, biological process: DNA replication, synthesis of primer. The transcript has 16 exons. NCBI's taxonomy places the organism in Eukaryota, Apicomplexa, Aconoidasida, Haemosporida, Plasmodiidae. The record is from RefSeq and is a predicted model, not a curated record. The coding region runs from base 1 to 1353 and encodes 450 amino acids. Gene Ontology annotation, cellular component: alpha DNA polymerase:primase complex.